AUGGCGUCCGAUUCGGGGCCCCAGACUCCUGGCUCUAAGGGGAUCAUGACCUUUCACCCCACUGCUGAGGAGUUCCAGAACUUCAGCCGCUACAUCGCUUACGUGGAGUCCCAGGGAGCACACAAAGCCGGCUUGGCUAAAGUGAGCAUGACACAACCCCUUCUGCCUUGUGAAGAUUAUUUUCUGAUUUGCGUUACCAGGCCUCCAGUUAGGGAAAGCAGCUAUGCACAGAAAUAAACACAUGAUGAAUACAUGUGUUUAUACAACUGACCCAAGUUUUUGCGAGUGAAAUACUUUACUGUAACUUUGUGAUACUAAAACUGACUGUUUUUACAGAUCGUGCCACCAAAGGAUUGGAAGCCCAGGAAGUCCUAUGAUGAUAUAGAUGAUCUGGUGAUCCCGGCUCCCAUCCAGCAGGUAGUUACGGGCCAGUCAGGCCUGUUCACCCAGUACAACAUCCAGAAGAAGCCCAUGACCGUCCGAGAGUUCCGCAAGACGGCCAACAGCGACAAGUGAGUCUGACUGCACCAAACCUGUAACAGCUGUAACAAAGUUGCAUAACAUAUUACACAGUCUAUGAAUGAGCUAUACUGUAUUGUGAAUUGGUCUGUGAUUGGGAAAAGUCACUCUGUGGACAUGCUAUUUGACUAAGGAAAUUAUACAGAGAACAAAGUUAAUAACAUGAUUUUAAACAGGGGGUUUGUAUGAUUUGCUUUAUGUUAGUAAUUCAUGUGUUUCUCAAGAUCUCUUGGGAUUUUGACAGGCUCUGGCUCACAGGCACUCAUUUAAAAACUUUGUUUCAUUCCCCCCAUCAUAGGUUCUGCAGUCCUCACUACGCCGACUUUGAGGAGCUGGAGAGGAAGUACUGGAAGAACGUGACCUUUAACUCGCCCAUCUAUGGUGCAGAUGUGAACGGAACACUCUAUGACCCUGUGAGUCAUUACCAAUCCCCCCAGGGGUGUGUUUUACUAUUAUAUGGUGUUUUAAAUGUUGACAUGUUUUUAAUGUUCCUGGUUAUAAGGAUGUUGGCUGAUGAGAGUGGUGGUUGUCCCACUGGCUAUCAUAAGGUGAAUGCACCAAUUUGUAAGUCGCUCUGGAUAAGAGCGUCUGCUAAAUUACGUAAAGUAGACGGUUUUGUAGAUUACUUGUAAGUGUUUCUCUCAGAAUCAUGUGUUGCACCCACAAUUUAAAUUCACAACCAAUCUAGAAGGCUGCAGUGGUUUUGUUUCACUGCAGCGCUGCUGAUGAUGAAGAUAACCAUCUCCAGCGACGAUAGUUACACUAUAUAUCUUUCUCUCCAGGAUGUGACGGAUUGGAACAUCGGCAAACUGAACACCAUCCUGGACACGGUGGAGCAUGAGAAUGGCAUCACCAUCGAGGGGGUGAACACACCCUACCUGUACUUUGGCAUGUGGAAGACCACUUUCGCCUGGCACACCGAGGACAUGGACCUCUACAGCAUCAACUACCUACACUUUGGAGCGCCAAAGUCCUGGUAAGUAACAACACUAUUAGUCACAUACUGGUAAUAGGUGUACUGGUGGCUGUGUGUAUAAGAGGCAAGUUAUUAAGCAUCAACAUACUGAUGAUGGUUAUGUAAGAGUAGUUUGAGGACUCGUUGUCACAUUCGAAAACGACACUCACCAAAUGAAAGAAAUGGCAACAAUUUUAACGUCAGUGUUAUAACGUCAGAGAACUGAUGAUUGCCGUUCUGAUAUCCUCACAGGUACUGUGUCCCUCCAGAACAGGGAAAAAGAAUGGAGCGCUUGGCUCAAGGUGAGAUGGAUGAUAAUGUGUGUGACAUGUUUUGCCAUAUUAGAAAACAACAACUGCUUUUUAACUAGCUUUAAUCCAACACACUGUUUUCUGACGUUUCUUUUCAGGGUUUUUCCCUGGUAGCCACCAAAAUUGCGAAGCCUUCUUGAGGCACAAGAUGACCCUCAUCUCGCCCUCCAUAUUAAGGAAAUAUGGCAUUCCAUUUGAAAAGGUAAGCCCUCAGCAUAGUGAUGAUUUACAACUUUUUUAACUGCAUUUAUUGUAUACUACCUUAAGACCAUGUGUGAUUUUAUCAACUUAUGCUGAUCACUUACAGUGGGGAAAAAAAGUAUUUAGUCAGCCACCAAUUGUGCAAGUUCUCCCACUUAAAAAGAUGAGAGAGGCCUGUAAUUUUCAUCGUACACGUCAACUAUGACAGACAAAUUGAGAUUUUUUUUCCACAAAAUCACAUUGUAGGAUUUUUAAUGAAUUUAUUUGCAAGUUAUGGUGGAAAAUAAGUAUUUGGUCACCUACAAACAAGCAAGAUUUCUGGCUCUCACAGACCUGUAACUUCUUCUUUAAGAGGCUCCUCUGUCCUCCACUCGUUACCUGUAUUAAUGGCACCUGUUUGAACUUGUUAUCAGUAUAAAAGACACCUGUCCACAACCUCAAACAGUCACACUCCAAACUCCACUAUGGCCAAGACCAAAGAGCUGUCAAAGGACACCAGAAACAAAAUUGUAGACCUGCACCAGGCUGGGAAGACUGAAUCUGCAAUAGGUAAGCAGCUUGGUUUGAAGAAAUCAACUGUGGGAUUAUUAGGAAAUGGAAGACAUACAAGACCACUGAUAAUCUCCCUCGAUCUGGGGCUCCACGCAAGAUCUCACCCCGUGGGGUCAAAAUGAUCACAAGAACAGUGAGCAAAAAUCCCAGAACCACACGGGGGGACCUAGUGAAUGACCUGCAGAGAGCUGGGACCAAAGUAACAAAGCCUUCCAUCAGUAACACACUACGCCGCCAGGGACUCAAAUCCUGCAGUGCCAGACAUGUCCCCCUGCUUAAGCCAGUACAUGUCCAGGCCCGUCUGAAGUUUGCUAGAGUGCAUUUGGAUGAUCCAGAAGAGGACUGGGAGAAUGUCAUAUGGUCAGAUGAAACCAAAAUAGAACUUUUUGGUAAAAACUCAACUCGUCGUGUUUGGAGGACAAAGAAUGCUGAGUUGCAUCCAAAGAACACCAUACCUACUGUGAAGCAUGGGGGUGGAAACAUCAUGCUUUGGGGCUGUUUUUCUGCAAAGGGACCAGGACGACUGAUCCGUGUAAAGGAAAGAAUGAAUGGGGCCAUGUAUCGUGAGAUUUUGAGUGAAAACCUCCUUCCAUCAGCAAGGGCAUUGAAGAUGAAACGUGGCUGGGUCUUUCAGCAUGACAAUGAUCCCAAACACACCGCCCGGGCAACGAAGGAGUGGCUUCAUAAGAAGCAUUUCAAGGUCCUGGAGUGGCCUAGCCAGUCUCCAGAUCUCAACCCCAUAGAAAAUCUUUGGAGGGAGUUGAAAGUCUGUUGCCCAGCGACAGCCCCAAAACAUCACUGCUCUAGAGGAGAUCUGCAUGGAGGAAUGGGCCAAAAUACCAGCAACAGUGUGUGAAAACCUUGUGAAGACUUACAGAAAACGUUUGACCUGUGUCAUUGCCAACAAAGGGUAUAUAACAAAGUAUUGAGAAACUUUUGUUAUUGACCAAAUACUUAUUUUCCACCAUAAUUUGCAAAUAAAUUCAUAAAAAAUCCUACAAUGUGAUUUUCUGGAAUUUUUUUUUCUCAUUUUGUCUGUCAUAGUUGACGUGUACCUAUGAUGAAUCUUACAGGCCUCUCAUAUUUUUAAGUGGGAGAACUUGCACAAUUGGUGGCUGACUAAAUACUUUUUUUCCCCACUGUAUAUAAAGCCUUGUACAGUAUAUUGUUUUUUCCUGUCUGUGUUCCAGAUCACUCAGGAGCCUGGUGAGUUCAUGGUGACAUUUCCCUAUAGCUACCACGCCGGGUUCAACCAUGGCUUCAACUGUGCUGAGUCCACCAACUUUGCCACAGAAAGAUGGAUUGAGUAUGGAAAGCAAGCCAUGCUGGUAAGGAAGAGUUUCAUUUUCUUUAAGUACUCCUCGUUUAAACCAAGAACAUUGGGGAUGUGAAUCAGUUAGCUGCCGAAAAUACAUUUGACCGGUCAUGCUUAUCGGUCUAUAGGUUCAUUUGCAUAAUUUAGUGGAAUUAAAUUGCCGCGUGUGUAUUUUUCAUUAGUCGUCAUGUAUCUUAUCAGGAGGAAUAUCCUAUCACAUGUCAGACAGCGCGAGCAGCUCCUCAAAAAGCUGGUACUGGAGUGAAACAUGCUUUUAUAAGCCCAGUCAUUGCGCAACCAAUAACAAUUUAAAAUGCAAUCACAUGUUAAAAACUGUUUUGAUGGCCACGAUUAAAAAUAGCUACUAUUUUUUUUUCUUCUUCUGAAUCUUAAUUCGUAAUCAAAGCGCACCUCUGAAUUGCCAUUUAAGUGCAUAGGCUAUAGUCAACGGUAGGCAGGGUAUCAGCGCGUCACACACUACUUUGCAAUGUGAGCUUGAGGCAGUAUAAUUGUUUGAAACCUGAACGUUUUACUUUACUUCAAAUAAUGAGGCAUGUCUUACCUUGCUUCAAAGUAGACUAGCCAAAUAAAGACUUCCUCAUGCCAAUAACAAGCGUUUAUCUCCUGUUCUAUCGGUUUUCAUAUCAACUUUCUUUCGUUGUCCAGAAGCCAAAGGCACAAUCCUAGUCAUAUUGGCAACCCAUCCUAGUUGUUGCUAUUAGAUUCCCCAGCUUUCUAAGUUUCUAACAGAGAUUUUCAUCUCUGCCACAAAUGGAACCGAUUGCAUUAGGUGUUUAGAACAGUGUUUUCCCGUGAAUUGCAUUUUGGCAAAUGUUUGAAAAUGACGUUUUAUUAGCUGCUUCAUUACAGCAGUUGCAUGUUCAAUAAAAGGCUAUAGCCCUUUGACUGUAAAAUGAUGGGCUUGCUACUGUUGCAUGUUUCCAUUUAAGAUAUAUAUUUAAAAAAUGUCUGUUCCUUGUAUGUAUGUAUGUAUGUAUGUAUGUAUGUAUGUAUGUAUGUAUGUAUGUAUGCGUAAUAUUUUCUGUUGGUAACAUCAUUUUACUGUUUGGGGAAAAAUGUAACCUUUUAUUGACCGAUUUUUAAUGAGGGUCGGCAGAAAGAAUGAAACUGGGAAAAGACUAUACUUUUUUAUUAAUGCUGUCUCGUAUAGCUCUCUAUUAGACUGACCUUAGUUUAUUUACCUCUGGGGGCAGUAGUGCAUCCCUAGAACUUAUACUCCCUACCUCUUGCCUCCAGUGUACAUGCAGGAAGGACAUGGUGAAGAUCUCCAUGGAUCUGUUCGUGAAGAAGUACCAGCCGGACCGCUACGAGCAGUGGCUGGCGGGGCGGGACACAGGCCCCAUCGACCACUCACGGCCCACCCCAGAGGCCAAGGAGUUCCUGGGGGAGGAGCUGGGGAUGGACUGCAUCUCCCAGGAGCCCUAUGGAGAGGAGCUCAACACCAAGGGGGAAAGAAAGAGGUCAGAAGAGAUGUUAAUUUGAAUGUUGGUAGAGCGUGCUAUAGAGCAGAUUGAACAGUAUAUAUGGAUGGAAAUUCCCAUUUUUUAAAAUGCUUGACAUGAAAAAUGAUUCCAACUUUAAUGUUUUAUGGCCCACCAGCCCAACACCGAGGAUAGGGACCAAGAGGCACCGGGUGUGUCUGGAUGUACCUGACAAGGUGGUCCCUAAAGAUGAAGAGGAGGCCAGACUAGGCCUCACCACUCAGGGCACGGGAGGAGAGGACUGCACAGAUACAGGUAACCUCACUGACAGUUAGGCUGUGUCUUCCUACCUUAUUUUCACUAUUUAAAACCUAUACAAUUACACGCAAAAUCAACACAGAGGAUGCAUGGGAUGAUACAUUUGUAAAAUUAGGGGGUAACACAAAAUAAUGUUAGACGGACACUUGUGACUGGAUUUAAUGCUGGAAUCCGCAUUAGGGGAAACCGAGCCACUGUUUGUGCCCCAGCACAUUUGUUAUUGUUUUUGUUUUGUUUAUGAAACGAAGGAGAGGAGCGUCCAGCAUCGUGGUACAUUUUUUUUUUGCAAUACAUACUCUGCUGUUCUAUUGCGCGUGCAAUGUUGUCCAAAGGGAAAAAACUGUGUUCUUUAUAAUAUAAAUAAUAUGCCAAUUAGCAGACGCUUUUAUCCAAAGCGACUUACAGUCAACGAAUGGGUGGUCCCGGGGAUCGAACCCACUACCCUGGCGUUACAAGCGCCAUGCUCUACCAAUUUGAAGUAAUUUCUUUGUUGUCGUAAUAUCGCAAACUGGCAUGGUGGAUUCCAGCUUUCAGCUCCAGUCUCUUUGGAGAUGUGGGUUCAAAUCCAACCACAGCCAACAAAUGUCAAGUGGUUUGAAUACAGGCCACUUGUCAAAUCAACGUUUAUUGGUUGCGUUCACAGUUAAGCAGGUGUUGCAGCAAAAUGCUUAUGUUACUAGCUCCUAACAAUGCAGUAAAAACUACACAAUUCUAUUGUAGUAAAUGGGUAUAGAUCUUCUGCCUGGCUGCCCAGACCCAGACUCCUUGCUCCAAGCAAACGCUAUGCCAUGCCCCCAGAUGUUAGUUUCAGUGGAGGCUGGUGGGAGGAGCUAUAGGAGGACAGGCUCAUUGUAAUGGCUGGAAUGGUAUAAAUAGAACGGAGUCCAACAUGUGGUUUCUAUAUGUUUGAUACUGUUCCAUUUAUUCCAUUCCAGCAAUUACAAUGAGACCAUAGUCCUAUAGCUCCUCCCACCAGCCUCCACUGGUUAGUUUCUUCUCCACAAUGAGUUUGGAUCUGCGAACACAUUCGGGGCCGUCUGAUUAGUCCAUAAACCGAUUGGUUGGCCAGAGCCAGAACACACGUGGGUAAAGCGGCAUUUUGAAAAUGUGUCAUUGGUUUUGAUACUCUGAUUGGUUAGACUAUCCAAUCGCUGAUAUCUUUUUGUACAACACCCCUCCUCACCACAAAUUACUUCACUGAUUGCAGUAUCAUACUAAAGCAUGUAGCGAACGACAGUGCAGCGGAAUAAUUUAGUGUGAGUCGUCAGGAUAAUAGAUCUGCAUCACUAAUCCACAAUGAGACUCAGUGGAUAUUUGGAAAUGCUAUCCCCAUUGCUUCUCCUGAUACAAAUGUUUGUAUUUCAGACACACCAGCGAAGGUCACCUUGAGGGAACUGCCUAAUGUAAAGACAGACCCUACGAAGGGCAACAGCAGCACAAGCCCUGCUCCACAAAAAGUCACAAUCUCCUCCACCAGCAAUCACGCAGCAACCGUUUUUGCUCAACCCCAGUCGCACAGAAACAGCCACCUCCCAGUAGGGGCUCCCCCGGCCAGGACCGGUCCUUCUGCUCAGCCUGUCCGAAAGCUGGGGGUGGCCAGCCUGCUCUUCCACAAGACCCAGAGCCCCAAGGAGGCCCUGCAGGUCCACAGCUACGCCCGCGAGAACCAGCAGCCCAUUCACCACACCCAGCUCCACGUGCACAGUUACGCCAGGGAGCACCUGCCAAGGCACCUCCAAAACCACCUUCAACUCAAGGCCCAUCCCCAGCUCCAAGUCAAAGCCGAGCAGCAGGAGUCCCAGGUCCCAUCCACCAAAGAUGAGCAGAUCCAGGCCAAAGCACAGAGUCCCAGUAAGGGAGAACAGGUUGAAACCAAGGCCCAGAUCCAAGGCCUCGAUAAGUGGCAGCAGCAGCCAGGCGAGGCCCAGGCUUGGGAGGGGAGGUCCGAAGCCAAGGCCCCUAGUAGCCUGGAGCCUAUCCAGACCCAAGCACACACCAGGACAACCAAGGGGGCUGAGGCAGAGGUCAGGAGGGACAGGCGGAAGGUUUGUUUACCCUCUUUCAUGAUGCUGUCUUUAGAAGUUAUUCAUGUUUGGUUAUGGUUUUGUAGUGUAGUUUGUGAUAAUAGUUUAGACUGAUAUUAGAGGUGAAUAUGUUAGAGGAAAAUGUGAAAUUGAUGUUUUCACACUUGCCAUACAAAAACGGCAUUAGAUGUGGAAACAACACGAGCCAGCUGAUGGUCACUCAUCCUCUUCCUGUCUCUUUCCCCAGCAAUGUCUUUCCCCCGUACAGGCGGAGGUAACUUUAAUCAAGCAGACAAACUUAAGUUUAAGUAAGCCGAUGAUUUUACAUCCAAGUAAACUGACUAACUUAAGUCCAAAUAAGCAGACAAACUCAAGUCCAAGUAAGCAGACGGACUGCAAGACCGUGAAGAGCAAACCACAUCCUCUCCUCCGCAAGCUGCCCAAACAGCACCCACUCCUCAGCUCCAGUGAAAACCAUGGUGAUAAUGGUAUGUACCUGGUUGUAGUGGGUUAUAACAGUAUCCCAACAGUAUCUAUCUCUUUCUCCUCUCUCCUAACCUCCUUCGUUACUCUCUCUCCCCCCUCUAUCUUGUAGAUGAGCUGUAUGUGGAUAUGGAGGAUGAACCAGAGGAGAGGGAGGAGUGGGCCAAGCCCCUGGCCCAGCUGUGGCAGAGCCGACCCGACAACCCCCAGGCGGAGAGAUCGUACAACCAGCGCAUGGGCCUGCAGGUCCCCUACUGCUCCAUCUGCCUGCUCUUCCACACAUACGACCAGGUAGAGUGGAGAGGUCCUUGGUCUUUGCCUUAUACAGUAGCUGUUGUUCAUGGGCCAUUAAUCCAGCUAUUAAUGGACCAUUUAUCCAGCUAUUAAUGGACCCUUAAUCCAGCUGUUAAUGGGCCCUUAAUCAAGCUAUUAAUGGGCCCUUAAUCCAGCUGUUAAUGGGCACUCUAUCCAGCUGUUAAUGGGCUCUUUAUCCAGGUCUUUGAGGGCUAUAAAAGUUGUAUUGAUUUGUAGGAUGGAAAAACAAAACAAAAAAUUGAGAUGGAAAACAGUUUUUUACUUUGAAUUAUCUAUUUGUUUUUAUGUACCUUCUAAAGACAUUUAGGCAACAGAAAAGCAAUUCAGCCACCAAGCCAGCUGUGCACAAUAGUAGUCAUAGAAAUGACAAUUUGACCUUUGCUAAUACGUGUCCCUCCUCCCUCCUCUCCAGUCUCUCCAGUCUAGCGGCAACCCCAGCUCCACUCUAAAAGGCCGGCGCGGGGGCAGACAGAGGUCCAAGCCCCUGAUCCCGGAGAUGUGUUUCAGCACCACCAAUGACAAGACGAACAACAGCAGCAGCGAUAGCGGCGAGGGCCAACUCUCCACCCCUCACCUGGAGGAGGACGGUACCAGCCUGCUGGUCAGCUGCUCCCAGUGCUGCGUCCGCGUCCACGCCAGUGAGUAACUACAGUUACAUUCACAAUCACCAUGUUUGAAGCCUGUUCGAUAGUUCAUGUGUUUAAUUUGUAAUUGAAUGUAGUACUCUAGAUUUCAAUUAAUAUUAGUUCAUUCACACCAGUUGUUAGACAGCACGUUUCCAUUGAUAAUCAAUAAUAUGCUGUUGCUGAAAUCCAGUUAAUUCACAUCAGCAGUCUGUUUAACACCAAUGUUUAGAGCAGGUGUGUCAAACAUGGCCUGUGGUUUAAGUAAAACAUUUUAUUUGUAUAUUUUAGAAGAAAAAAAAAAUUCAAUCAACAUUGAAAUGACUAACACCAAAUUGAAACUAGUGUAGAAAUAAUGGACCUGCGUAACAGGACAAAUAUAAGCAGCCCCCCAAAUGAUAUUAUUAUAAUUAUAUUAUAAUUAUUAUUAUUACAUUUAUUCUCUUGACUCUGUCCAGCUUGCUAACAGUCAUUAAAACUAAAGCUAGACAGUCUGGGAGCAUCAGAAAUUCCAAAGCAAUUGAUGGAGGACUAUUCUUUGCUAAUUAUAACGGCAAGGAAAUAUAAUCCAUUUUAAGUGCGGUGAAGACUGAAUGUGGCCCGCGGAGCAAAAUGAGUUUGACACCCAUGGUUUAGAGGACUGUGCAUGUGUUUAAUGUGUUCCAUAUGUUUAAUGUAAUCAAUGAUAUGCUCUCAAGGAAUACCAGUUCAUUGCAGAGUUCAGCAUUGACAAUCAAUCACCAGCGUUCCAAAAUAUCCAUUCUCAUUCAUUAACAAUGAUUUACUGCAAUGAUGUGCACUUUAAUCAAUUGAUUUGUAUGACAAAUAAAUGCUAAGUGCCUGUGGAACUUCUCAUUCACGUCAGUGCCUUUAAGUCACCUCUGUCAAUAGAAAAUGGCCUCUAAUGUUUUCCAUGUCCGUGUUUUCCUCGUAUCCCUCAGGUUGCUAUGGAGUGUCUGUUGACCAAGUGUCAGACGAUUGGAUGUGUGCCCGCUGUGAGGCCAACGCUUUGACUGAGGUCAGUAAUGCAAUCAAGUACAACUGAAACCAUAUCACUACAGAAGCUUAUCAACACUACAUGAUCUUAGUCCUACUUCACACACAUACUAGCACCACACUGACAAUGGAGUGGGAUAGGAUCAUGUUGUAACUCAUAUGCAUUCAAACCCUUCAGAGAUUCUAGAACUAAGCUUAUUGAAGGAAGAAGGCUGACAACAAGAAAGGAUAGCAUACAGUGCCUUCAGAAAGUAUUCACACCCCUUGCAUUUUUCCACAUUUUGUUACUGCCUGAAUAUAAAAUGGAUUAAAUUGAGUUUUUUUUUUGUCACUGGCCUACACAUAAAUGUAUAUUUCUCCCUUAAUGUCAAAUUGGAAUUAUGUUUUUUGAAAGUUUUACAAAUUAAUUAAAAAUGAAAAGCUGAAAUGUCUUGCAUUAAUAAGUAUUCAACACCUUUGUUUUUUUCAAGCCUAAAUAAGCUCAGGAGUAAAAAUGUGCUUAAGUCACAAUAAGUUGCACUUAUUGGACUCACUCUGUGCAAUAAUAGUGUUUAACAUGAUUUUUUAAUGACUACCUCAUCUCUGUACUCUACACACACAAUUAUCUGUAAGGUCCCGCAGUCGAGCAGUGAAUUUCCAACACAGAUUCAACCACAAAGACCAGGGACGUUUUCCAAUGCCUCACAAAGAAGGGCACCUAUUGGUAGAUGGGUAAACAUAUAUAAAAAGCAGGUAUUGAAUAUCCCUUUGAGCAUAGUGAAGUUAGACUUUGGAUGGUGUAUUAAUACACCCAGUCUCUACAUAGAUACAGGCGCCCUUCCUAACUCAGUUGCCGGAUAAUUUUUUAAAAUUCCAAAACAUGCAUCCAGUUUGCAACAAGGCACUGAAGUAAUACUGGAAAAAAAAAUUUGCAAAGCAAUUCACUUUUUGCCCUGAAUACAAAGUGUUACAUUUGGGGCAAAUCCAAUACAACACAUUACUGAGUACAACUUAGAGUGGCUGCAUCAUGUUAUGGGUAUGCUUGUAAUCGUUAAGGACUGGGGAGUUUUUCAGGAUAAAAAAGAAACGGGAUGGAGCUAAGCACAGGCAAAAUCCUAGAGGAAAACCUGGAUCAGUCUGCUUUCCACCAAACACUAAGAGAUUAAUUCACCUUUUCAGCAGGACAAUAACCUAAAACACACGGCCAAAUCUACACUGGAGUUGCUUACCAAGAAGACAGUGAAUGUUCCUGAGUGGCCAAGUUACUUUUGACUUCAAUCUGCUUGAAGACCUGAAAAUGGUUGUCUGGCAAUGAUCAACAACCAAUUUGUCAGAGCGCUUCGAGAUUUACCCAGAAAGACUCACAGCUGUAAUCACUGCCAAAGGUGAUUCUAUAAUGUAUUGACUCAGGUGCUUGAAUACUUACGUAAUCAAGAUAUUAGUGUUUUAUUUCUCAUACAUUUUUUACAAACGUUACAAUUGUUCUUCCACUUUGACAUUACAGAGUAUUUUGUGUAGAUCGUUGACAAAAAAUGACAAUCUAUUUCAAUGCCACUUUGUAACACAACAAAAUGUGAAAAAAGUCAAGGGGUGUGAAUACUUUCGGAAGGCACUGUAGAGCCAUACAUAGAGAUAUCUGGAUGUUAACCCUAUAAUUAAGCCUUGAAGAAAGUAGAGGAUUCAUGUUCAAAAAACAAUACACUUCUGAAUGUAGAAUCAAUAUAGUCAGAAAAUAAAAAGGGUUAGAAUGACUGUAGCUAGCGCCUUCUCCAGUUAUUUCUCAAUAAGGUUAUGAUAUUUGGCACUUGACUCCGUUUUCCCUCUGGGAUGACAUGUGAACAGAAGCCAGAGUUUAAUUGCACAACAUAAUACCAAAUCGUUACAUAAUUCCUUUGCUGAGCACCACAACAGAGGAUAGUGCAAGUCCUAUCCUGUACUGAGUCUUACACGCCAAGUCAUGAAUCAUAUUUUGGACGCGUAAUUCUUGAUUAAUGGACUAUUAGUGAAAUUAAUUUCUGCCUCAGAAUACGCGUACUUGUCAAGCCGUGGAAUAUGUAUCUUUUGGAUGAAGUCCCAACUUGUUAUAACCAAGUUUAACCGCUAGGUGGCGGUGUUGUCUAAGGGAGAAGUCAUGAACAUUCCUGCUUUUAACUCUCUGUGGUAGCCAGUGUGUUUGAGCAAAGCCAGGAGCAGAAUCUCUGAUCUAUAUCACUUCAGUAAUUAUUUGGGAUGCAAGGUGAUUUGUAGAUCAGUGAUUCUGGGCAGUCCAACUAAGUCCAUUUUAAAACAUGCACAACGACAGAAGGUAUUGACGUAGCUCUUACUUGUGGACAUGUACAUGUCUGGCUUAACCCCUCCAGUCACUGAUUGACCAGAGUUAGCUUAAUGUCCUAGGUCCACAAAAGUUAUGCAUUACAAGAUACUGGAAAACCCACUGCCAGGCAGCCCAGAAAGGAAUGGAAAUCGCAGUACUCUGGCCAGCUUUGACACAGACAAUGUGGAGAAAUAUUUCAAAUGAGAAAAAUAGAACAUUCAGGUAAUGACUUGAAAGAAUUUAAGUCGGUUAGUAUUUGGUAUUUUAUUAGGAUCCCCAUUAGCUGUUGUGAAAGCAGCAACUACUCUUCCUGGGGUCCACACAAAACAUGAAACAUGACAUACAGAACAUUAAUAAACAAAAACAGCUCAAGGAUGGAACUACAUCAUUUAUUAACUCACUGGCACCAAGCGGCAAGAACUGGGUAUGUUUUUAAUGAUUCCCAAUUAAAUAAAAUACUAUGUAAUUACCAUUUUACUAUGUAAUUUACUAUAUAAAUACCACUUAAAGGACUAUAACAUUAAGUGUAUCCAAAAUGCUACUGGGGAUGAUUUGUGUGUCUUGCUCUCCCUCAGGACUGCUGCCUGUGUUCACUGCGAGGGGGAGCUCUACAGAGAGCCAACAACGACAAGUGAGUAUAGUACAGCGAUUUGAGGAGCUACCCAUUUAAUGGGGGCCUCUAGAUCUAGGCGAAAUAUAUUUUGUUACACCGACGCUACAACCACUCUAGUCUGGUAUUUGGUAUUUUAUUAGGAUCCCCAGUCUGUAGCCAGUGGUCACACUUUACUCUCCCCACUGAAUCUAGGACAGUUCAGUAAAUGUAAAAGGCAGGGAAUGCCUGUAGACCAAGCUAGCCUUAUCCUAUGUCUAGUCAAGUAUCUGUUUCUGUAAUGGCUUGUGACAGUGAGGAGCCUGUGCUAGUGUACAGUAAGAUGUUUGAUAUUAUGAGGAAGAUGUCCUAUAUAGUAUUACAAUAUAUCAUAAAAACUAUUUUUGUCUAGGCUACAUGUGAUGCAAACAUUUUUGUAUAUAAACAAAAAUAAUAGCCUACCCUUAAAAAAUAUAUAGUUUUUGUGCAUAUUGUUAGUUAUAAAUAACAUAAUUAUGUGUGUAAGUUCACAGUGGAAAUUGUGUGAAGGCAGUGUGGAAACACAGUGGAAACUUUCCCCUGCUGUGUUUAGUGUGCUGAUCUGUUUCCUGUGACACACACAGGUGGGUGCAUGUGCUGUGUGCACUCGUGGUCCUGGAGGCGCGCUUCGUGAACAUCACCGACCGCAGUCCCGUGGACCUCAGUUACAUCCCUCUGGCCAGGUUCCAGCUGGUGAGCUACAGUUCCUAAAUGGUCACAGUCAGGACCACAACAGCACCACAACACUACUUCUACGCAGGGCCUAAAAUUAACACCUGCCAAAUGCGGGUAGAUUUUGGCAUUGGUGGGUAAGAUGUCUAUUUCCCCAGCCACGUUGGCGGGUGGUCUGGGCUCCACAGGGUGAGCAUUUCACUCGCAUUUGGGAAUACAAAUAGUAAAGAAUGAUCACAUUUAUAUUAAAAUAAAUGCUGCAUUAGCUGUUUUCAAAGUAUUUCUGCCAUUUUGUUUCAUAGCUGGUAUAUUUUAUUGCACAAAGUCAAAGAACUACGAAUCCUAUAUAGGCUAUUACACCUCGCGCUGCAAUGCUGGGGGCUGUGCGCACGUGAAGAGCUGAGUGAAACAUUCAUUUUUAGAAGUGCUGCACAUAGGCAUAACAAUCUACUGAAGUGAGACUUUGUCCUUGUGUUUCUUGGCUAUUUACAUUGUUUUGUUCACAAUCUAGGUUGUUUUUCUAUGUUUGAGUUUCAUUUGCUAGGGAAGACAAUGCAUCUACUAGUCAUAUACAAUCUCACAGGCACAAACAUGACUGGAGUCACGUUACCACAGUAACAUCUGGCCCUUAAAGGGGCAGGUGAACAUUUGUCUCAUCUAUGAUAUUUUGGUUAAAAAACAGGUCACAUUUUUUUUAUUAAACAAUAUACCACAUUAAUUCUUACUAGUAAUACAUUUAUUGUUUUAGAAACAUUACAAAGCAUGCUCAUCCGUUUUUGUCUGUUGUGUUGGUUUAAUUUUAGCAGAAAAUAUAUAUAUUUUGGCUGGUAAACAAUCUGAGUGGCUGGUAGAUGUUUUAAUCUACCUGCCACUGGCUGGUGGACCAAAACGUUAUUUUAGGCCCUGCUUCUGUGUAUCGACUUCCUGUCAUUUCAUUUUCAUGGUUUGAGUCAUUUAAGUGGUUUUCUCAACUGUUUAGAGAUGCAGAAUUCAAGUUCGCUAUAGACUUUUCUCAUCUGAGCUUAUGACUGUUUUCCAUAUGAUGGGUAUUGUACACUUGGUUCCAUUUUUCAUACAAAUAUUUGCCUAUACUGGCGCCAUUUAGUAAUAUUUUUAUUUUAUUAGGAUCCCUAUUAGCUACUGUUAAAGCAGCAGCUACUUUUCCUGGGGUACACAUGAAACAUAAAACAUGACAUAAUACAGGACAUUAAUAGACGAGUACAUCAGAAGGACAGAACUACAUACAUUUAAAAUAAGAAUACACACAUUCAUACGUUUAUUCCUUAACAUUCCAUGCACCAUAUACUCGUAAUAAUCAUCAAUGUUAAUGGCUAAACUGCAGCCAUUCAGGUUUUCUCAUACAUUCUCUACUGCUUUCUCUAAGCCAGCUCUGAUAGCCUGAUCCCACAGACACCAGUGUUCUGUAAACACCAGAGAAGAAUCACAUCAGGAAGUCACACACUGUUUAACAAGGUCUGUGUCCUUGGUCCUUCAGUCUGACAUCAAUACUGUGUAUAAUCAUGUGGCGAUCCACCGAGGUCGUUGACUCCUGCUCAGUUCCCCUGACGUGAACAGAGCCACAUAUCACACAUACGAUCAGAAAUAGCCGGCUCAUUUAUACAGUUUCACUAUCCUGCUAAUAUGAAACAAACAAAACAGUGUGUCAUAUGGGCCUUCACCUGAGUCCUUCACCCCCUGCUCAUAUGAAAUGAGCCAAAUAGGCCUAUCAAACAGAGUUUCCUCCAGCUAAGGCUUCCCCUCAGCAACCAUGAACAGUGCCUCAUAUGGAGCUUCACAUUUUACAUUUACGUCAUUUAGCAGACGCUCUUAUCCAGAGCGACUUACAGUUAGUGCAUACAUUAUUCUUUUUUUAUUUUUCAUACUGGCCCCCCGUGGGAAUCGAACCCACUACCCUGGCGUUGCAAACGCCAUGCUCUACCAACUGAGCUACCUCCCUGCCGGCCAUUCCCUCCCCUACCCUGGACGACGCUGGGCCAAUUGUGCGCCGCCCCAUUGGUCUCCCGGUUGCGGCUAGCUACAGCAGAGCCUGGAUUCGAACCAGGAUCUCUAGUGGCACAGCUAGCACUGCGAUGCAGUGCCUUAGACCACUGCGCCACUCUGGAGACCAAGGGUCUAUGUUGGUGGGUCAGUCUGUUUUCAUGGCUGUCACUUCUUACUCUGACCCAGACCAAUUCUGUGAUUGCUUUGUUUGUCCAUUUUGGUCUACAGUGAGGAAGUCGACUCUAUGUAUUUAUUGGAGUCAUAUUCUAAACUGAACUGGGAACAACAGAAAAUGUGGCAUCUGGGAGCUUGAAACGGUGAAAAGGGAACGUUGUAAUUUCCUCCAUGCCCUCGUCUCCUUCCCCCUCCCCUCUGUUUCUUUCCCUCGCUUUUCCCCAACCUCCCUCUCUUCCUACUCCUCCCACUGGUGCUCCUCCUCUUCUUCCUCGCCCUCCCUCCUUACUCUCAUCUCCCCCUCUUCCCUGUUACUGCCUCUUCCCUCCUACCUUUUCACCUCCCCCUCUCUCCUCCCCCUCUCUCCUCUCUCUCUCCUCCCCCUCUCCUCUCUCUCUUCUCCACCUUCUCUUCUUCACCCCCUACAGAAGUGUUUCUACUGUAAGCGGCGGGUGAAGAAGGAUGUUGGCUGCUGUGUUCAGUGUUCCCAUGGCCGCUGCACCACUGCCUUCCACCCCACCUGUGCCCAGGCGGCCGGCCAGCUCAUGCAGCCCGACGACUGGCCCUUCAUCGUCCACGUCACCUGCUACAGGCACAAGUCACCCGUCCUGCCAGAGGUAGCUUCUACGGGGGGUAAACUUGGUUCAGGGAAGCAUUGCAUCACAUGUUUGUAUAAGGUUAUAUAAGUGUUUUCUGACGCUUUUUGUCCCAAAGAGCAACUAUUAUCAUAGAAAUAACUGCUGCACAUAGGUUUACCUCUGCAUAUUACAUUUCUUGGCAUUUGUUAUUGCCGACACCAUCAAUUGGUUAAUAGAUGUUAUUAUUUGAAUAGCAGACAUUACCUGUAUCUUAGUUGUCAGGUUGGAAGCCAGUUUGACGCCAGACUAGGCGAAAAAGGUCAAAUCAUGCUUCCUUAAUAAAAUGUUGAGCAACAACAACAGAAACAACAAAACCAGAGACCCUGUGGCCAUAUAGGAACAUGGCUUCCCAUCCCCUAGAGUGAGAACUGGCAAGCCCAAGCAGGUACAGAUAAUUCGUCAUGCAACAUGAUGAAAGAUCACUGUGAGUCUUGGUCCUGAUUCCUGUUGUGAGCAAUGUGUCAGCGAGUCAGAACAUCAAUGACAUACUCACCUGGUGUAGAGUUACUGUUGUGGGUUAGCCUGUCAGUUAGAUUCGAUUUCUUGGGUUUGUAUACAGUCAUGUAGCCUUGGCCAGUGUUUACCAACUCCAGUCUGCGAGUACCCCCAACAGCACACAUUUUUAUUGUAGUGUUGGUGUCUGACUGUCUGGCAGUGUUGGUGUCUGGCAGUGUUGGUGUCUGGCAGUGUUGGUGUCUGGCAGUGUUGGCGUCUGGCAGUGUUGGCGUCUGACUGUCUGGCAGUGUUGGCGUCUGGCAGUGUUGGUGUCUGACUGUCUGGCAGUGUUGGCGUCUGGCAGUGUUGGUGUCUGACUGUCUGGCAGUGUUGGCGUCUGACUGUCUGGCAGUGUUGGCGUCUGACUGUCUGGCAGUGUUGGUGUCUGACUGUCUGGCAGUGUUGGUGUCUGACUGUCUGGCAGUGUUGGUGUCUGACUGUCUGGCAGUGUUGGUGUCUGACUGUCUGGCAGUGUUGGCGUCUGACUGUCUGGCAGUGUUGGCGUCUGACUGUCUGGCAGUGUUGGUGUCUGACUGUCUGGCAGUGUUGGUGUCUGACUGUCUGGCAGUGUUGGUGUCUGGCAGUGUUGGUGUCUGGCAGUGUUGGUGUCUGGCAGUGUUGGUGUCUGGCAGUGUUGGUGUCUGGCAGUGUUGGCGUCUGGCAGUGUUGGCGUCUGACUGUCUGGCAGUGUUGGCGUCUGGCAGUGUUGGUGUCUGACUGUCUGGCAGUGUUGGCGUCUGACUGUCUGGCAGUGUUGGCGUCUGGCAGUGUUGGCGUCUGACUGUCUGGCAGUGUUGGCGUCUGACUGUAAGUCGCUUUGGGUAAAACUAUCUGCUAAAAAGCAUAUAUUAUUAUUCAACUAAUCAUCAGGCCCUCAAUGAGUUGUUGAAUCAGGUGAGUUUGUCUGGGGCUAUAACAAAAAUGUGUACUGUUGAGGAACUGGAGGACUGGAGUUGGAGACACUGGUUUAGGCCAUUGGUUGAAUAAUCUACAGCACGUGUCAAAACUCAUUCCACGGAGGGCCGAGUGUCAAUGAGUUUGACACCCCUGAUCUAUAGCCAUUCUUCUCUACACUGUAUUUAACUGGAUUUAUCCCCUCUGGGGCAAUACGAAAGGCAAGUCAGGUUACAAAUACCAAUCCUACACAUAUAACGUAGUAUAAAGACAACACAUUCUGAUUCCCAUACAUUAUACAGACAUCACAAUGAGUGUAUAUGUGUACUGUAUAAAAAGCUGUAUCUAUAAACGAUUGCAUGUUCUAGACGGUUUAUGUUUAUUUUAUACUAAUACUCCCAUAAUUGGAGACGGUUGGAACAGAGCGAAGAGCAACACUUCUGCUCUGAUGUAGUCAGUCAGUCUGUCUGCAGCAGGCUGCACACUAUUUCCUCUAACGUGCCGCAGGGGCUCUCUGGCUUUUGUCGAAGCUCAGUGCUUUAAUUAGCUAGUUGGGGAGGGGAAAUGUAUUUUAUAGUUGAACAGAAGACAUGCGUGCGGAGACAGAACUAAUCUUCAGUGAAAUGCAAAUGAAUGUUCUCUGAAUGUUGUUUUUUUUCUUCACCGAUAGCGUAUGCGUUGUCUAGAUUUAAAUACCUCGGCUGAAUUAACUUCAAAAUAAGCUGUUGGAUGUCACACGUGACCAGAACAAUUCACCACUACUUAAAUAGCUUUUAUGAAUCCACCUUAGUUUGCAUUUAUUUCCUCUUACCAAAUGUAAUGUAUUAUUCAAUUGGAAAUAUACUCUGUGUUAUCUUUAUGGUCAUCUGUUUAUGGUGCUUUAUCGAGUGGUAUAAUAAUUGUAGGCUAACGCUUUAAUCACCCAGCAUAAUAAGGGGGCAUGCAAGAUUUUAGUUCUAAACUGAGUUAACCGAGGGCUUAUGCAUUGUCUGGUUUUUAAUACUUUAGCUGAGUUAACUUUAAAAGCAUAUUUAUAUAUAGAUAUAUAAUACAGUACCAGUCAAAGGUUUGGACACACCUACUCAUUCAAGGGUUUUUCUUUAUUUUUACUAUUUUCUACACUGUAGAAUAAUAGUGAAGACAUCAAAACUAUGAAAAAACACAUAUGGAAUCAUGUAGUAACUAAAGAAGUUUUAAACAAAUCAAAAUAGCCACCCUUUGCCUUGAUGACAGCUUUGCACACUCUUGGCAUUCUCUCAAUCAGCUUCACCUGAGUUCCCACAUGCUGAGCACUUGUUGGCUCCUUUUUCUUCACUCUGCGGUCCGACUCAUCCCAAACCAUCUCAAUUGGGUUGAGGUCGGGGGAUUGUGGAGGCCAGGUCAUCUUAUGCAGCACUCCAUCACUCUCCUUCUUGAUAAAAUAGCUAUUACACAGCCUGGAGGUGUGUUGGGUCAUUGUCCUGUUGAAAAACAAAUGAUAGUCCCACUAAGCCCAAACCAGAUGGGAUGGCGUAUCACUGCAGAAUGCUGUGGUAGCCAUGCUGGUUAAGUGUGCCUUGAAUUCUAAAUAAAUCACAGACCGUGUCACCAGCAAAGCACCAUCACACCACCUCCUCCAUGCUUUACGGUGGGAACUACACAUGCGGAGAUCAUCCGUUCACCCACACCGCGUCUCACAAAGACACAGUGGUUUGAACCAAAAAUCUCAAAUUUGGACUCCAGACCAAAGGACACCUUUCCACCGGUCUAAUGUCCGUUGCUUGUGUUUCUUGGCCCAAGCAGGUCUCUUCUUCUUAUUGGUGUCCGUUAGUAGUGGUUUCUUUGCAGCAAUUCGACCAUGAAGGCCUGAUUCUCACACAGUCCCCUCUGAACAGUUGAUGUUGAGAUGUGUCUGUGACUUGAACUCAGUUAAGCAUUUAUUUGGGCUGCAAUUUCUGAGGCUGGUAACUCUAAUGAACUUAUCCUCUGCAGCAGAGGUAACUCUGGGUCUUCCAUUCCUGUGGCAGUCCUCAUGAGAGCCAGUUAAAUAAUAGUGCUUGAUGGUUUUUGCGAAUGCAAUUGAAGAAACAUUAAAAGUUCUUGAAAUGUUCCAUAUUGACUGACCUUUGACUGUUCUUGCCAUAAUAUGGACUUGGUCUUUUACCAAAUAGGGCUAUCAACUGUAUACCCCCCCCCCCCCCCCCCCCACACACCUUGUCACAACACAACUGAUUGGCUCAAACGUAUUCAGAAGGAAAGAAAUUACACAAAUUAACUUUUAACAAGGCACACCUGUUAAUUGAAAUGCAUUCCAGGUACCUCAUGAAGCUGGUUGAGAGAAUGCCAAGAGUGUGCAAAGCUGUCAAUAUUAAAUUUUAUUUAUCUAAAUGUAUGGCUCUUAAAAGGAGAAGUUGUUAGAUGUUAACAAAGGAGUAGCUUUUACAGGUCCACAUUCCUCCACAUUCCUUCGCUUUUACGGGUCCAUAUUCUUUUUCACGUUGUCUUGUCUUUAUGGUCAUCCAUUUACAGUGAUGUAUGGCGUGUUAGAUUUUUGACCUCUUACCUCCUAGCGUUUGGUUUUUGACCUCUUACCUCCUAGCGCAAUAAGGCGGCCAUGCGAGAGCUGGAGGUGGGCCAGCAGGUUAUCUGUAAGCAGAAAAAUGGCCGCUACUACCAGUGUGAGGUGCUGGAGCUGACCACCGCCACCUUCUACGAGGUUGUCUUCCACGACGGUUCCUACAGUGACAACCUCUUCCCUGAGCACAUCGAGGUGAGUAAACUUAUACCUGUAUCGUUGGAUGCAUGGGGGGGGGAAACAGCAGAAGAUACAUCUAUGUUGAUUGCUGUAACAAAUGGAUAAUACAGUUGAAUUGUGUUGACAGUUUUGCCUGAAACAUUUCCUUUCUAAAUGUUGUAUUGCAAUGAGGAGCAUUAAUGCAGCAGUGUCAAUAGAUCAGUCUGCUUUUAUAAGUGCAAACCGUGGCCUACAGUGGUAUGGCAAAAGCAGUGGUAGUAUUGAUCAUAGAAAUUGACCAAUCCUAAAAAGUGAAAAUCAAUCCAGUCGUGCUGUGGGCUAUAUUGACUGGCUUUAAUGGUCCUGGUGUAUUUAACUGUGGUUCACUGACCUAUGAUGGCUCUUGUCUACGGUUUGGUUUCAGAACCGGGACUGCGUCAAGCUGGGCCCGCCAGCAGUGGGCGACAUGGUGCAGGUGCGCUGGACGGACAAUCUGCUGUAUGGGGCCAAGUUUGUCGCAUCGCACUCCAUCCCCAUGUACCAGGUAAUAGGGACCACAUUAACUUCCUCAAUUCAACCACAUUCAGGCUGUGCGCCAUUGUUAGGCGCGGGUUGACUCAUAACCUGCGGUUAUAUCAGCGGGGCGGGCGAGUGUAGAAUCAUGAAAUAUUGGAUGGAUGAAGGGUGGGUGGCGGACAGGGUGAAUAAAAAUAAAUUGUAAAAAAAUCCAUGUGUAUAUAAUUCUUGUGCAAUUCAUAUCUAUAGGCUACAUUGAGGUUUUUCUUUCAUUCUUUUUAUCUGGCAUUAGUGUGUACGUUUCAGGGCCUAACUGUACAUGCGCCAAAUAGGCUACACAAAUGUUUUUGUUUCAGCUACUCUGUUAAGAUGUCACGGGAUCUGGCAGUCUAACUUAGGAGGGUUUGAUCACAUAUAAAAAAAUAAGGUGCAAAAUUAAGGUUUUAUUUACAAGUGCACUCCAGUGAAAAUAGUGCAGGUGAAUAUUGACAAAAGUGGCUCGGAAUUAGUCCAGAAAUGACGUUCUGGUUCCUAUUGCAGUCAACAAAAGACAAAAAGGACAAAAUGUCAAAAUAGAGAACAAUAGCACGCAGUAGCAACCAAACGGCUACCAAAGGCAAAACGCAUUUAAGCCUAUAACAGGCCAAGAAAACUCAUGUAACUAAGAAUUUGUUUAGAGAACUUAGCAACACAUGUUACCUUAACAGCAGCUUACAUACCCACAAUAGCCAAGCACACCCAGUUGGAGAGAAACCAUACCAAUGCGCACUUUAAGCGGAUAUAUGGAUAGAUCAUCAUUAUAGACACUAAAAGGAAAUCAAAUAGACAGACAUUUGCAUUUUAGUCAUUUAGCAGAUGCUCUUAUCCAGAGUGACUUACAGGAGGAAUUAAGGUUAUUAAGGGACUUGUUCAGUCGACCUGUCCAAAUUCACAUAGAAAUGUGACUUAUAGAUCUUUCAUUCCCAUUGAAAAAAGUCUAAGAAGCAGUAGAUAUGUUCUAUGUGUGCUAUUUCUAUGCUUCCCAUUCUGACGUUUCGUUUUUUGAGUCUUUUACUUUAGGUUUUGUACACCUGCUUCAGCUGAAAGUACAAUAUUUUUGAUUAUGGAAAAUAUAUUUCUCUGUGGUUUAGAUGGUACAAUGAUUCUCUACACAAUGACUGUUUGUUUUACAUUUUAGUCAUUUAGCAGACGCUCUUAUCCGGAGCGACUUACAGUUAGUUAGUGCAUACAAUUGUUUAGUUUUUUCAUACUGGCCCCUGUGGGAAUCGAACCCACAACCUUGGCGUUGCAAGCGCCAUGCUCUACCAACUGAGCUACAGGGGACGGGUUUUGUCACAUAAACUAAAAUUAGGCGACCUAUUAGAAUUUUAGCAACCAGGGAAUGGAGGUUACUGGUUAAGUUACUGGUUAAGCAAUACAAUGGAUCAUUGUCAGAAUAUAGUAUGAAUACCAAACGGGACUAACUAAUGCAAUGACGGAUUGCGUGAAAUACAGAGAGGUGUGGCGUGCGCGCACUGGUAACACUGCACUCCCUACACCGACGGAGCUCUCAAACCAAUGGAGGAGCAAUUUCUUAUCAGUGCACCUAUUACAAUGAGUGAAACUCGUACAUUUUUAUUUUAUAAACAAAGAAAUGUGUUCCCUCUAAUGGCACAAACGAAUGGUGCACUCAUAAGUUUAAUGCAACUGCAGUAAUGCAGUUAAUAGAAAUGGAAAUGUUUGUAGGCUACUUGGUGCACAUGGGGAAUGUAGUAGAAUGGUGGUUCGACGUGAUGAGAGAGCAUUAGAGCUUGCAUCGUCACUGUUCAAUAGGCCUUAAUAUCCAAUGAAUAAACAAAUGGCCUAAACGUUGAAGAAAAACGUAAAUGUUUAAUAAAUGUUCAAGAGAAAAAGGGGGAACUGUACAGAGCAUUUUUUAUAUUUGUGGGUUGGGGUCUGGUGUAGGCGUCACUUUUAGUCUGCGGUUGCGGACCACUAGCAUGCCAACCAGGUUCAGGCUGCGCUCUUACCACAUUCAGCCCACACUAACAGAUUCAGGGGGUUGACGUUUACAGAGAAAUCAUGGGUGGGUUUUGGUAAUUGGGUUAGCAAGGACAACUGUUCUGAAAACACAUCAAAGAAUCAUGUGGUCCUCCACGGUUUCAAGAGAAACUGUGGGUGGGAUUGUGUAAUUGGUUUAGCAAGUACAACUGUUCUGAAAACGCAUCAAUCAUGUGGUCCUCCACUGUACUGAUUUGCUUGUUUUUUUUCUUUCAUGUAAAAUAUUUUUCCUUCUUGCUACUCUUUUCACAUACUAGUUAACAUAUGUGACAUACAUUUCAUACCGCUUUAUACACUUUGUUCCAUGUGACCAGGAAAACCCCAGGCCCUAAGUAUGGUGCUUUUAAAGGGAUAGUUCACUUUUUACUUCCGUAGGGUGUUUUUGAUAUAAGGUGACUGAGGUACUUUGUUAAGUAACGUUGAAUGGAAGCCUGUUUCUGCGUGACUUGUCAUUGUUUCGCCGCGCUGACGUCCUCAUUGUUUUUUUGUGUGGACUCAGAUGGAGUUUGAGGACGGGUCGUUGCUGUCUGCUAAGAGGGAAGAUGUCUACAGUCUAGACGAGGAGCUGCCCAAACGAGUCAAGUCCCGAAUGGUGAGACGCGUCUCUACCAAUGUUCCUUAAUCCAAACUGAUUUAUAUGAGAUUAGGUGAUAUGAAAUGAAAUCAUGCAUCAUUUCUAUUAAAUUUUUUACGAAUAUUGGAUUCGGUCCAUGUUUAUAAUGCCAAUCUAUGUAAAUGUAUUUCUUCAAUUCUAGUUAUGUAAAUGUAUUUCUUCCAUUUAUAAUACUAUGUUAAUAGGGCUUACUUAACUCAUAGAUAACUGGAUGCUAAUUUACUCAUGGCCUGUCUCUCUCUCGCUCCUUCAGUCCAAGGCGUCAGACAUGCGCUUCGACGGGAUCUUCACAGAGAAGGAGGUCAAGCAGGGCUCCAAGAGACAGCGAGUCAUCAACUCCCGUUACAGAGAGGACUACAUCGAGCCUCUCAUAUACAGAGCUUUGAUGGAGUAACCCUCCUCCUCUACUUACUUAUGAACUCACCACACACCCAGAGAUGGGGGCAUCUCCGGGGCACCCACAGCCUGGACAAGUGGCUCCAACCCUGGGUACUAUAAGGAACAAACUCCCUCUCUGGGUGUGGAAGGCUUCCAUGCCCCUGGGGCAUUUUUUAAAACCACGGCUGGGACUUUAGGGGAGUUUCGGUUCUUUAUGAAACCCCCCUUCUUAUUUCUGUGA
Messenger RNA from Coregonus sp. 'balchen', 24350 nucleotides. Lineage: Eukaryota; Metazoa; Chordata; Actinopteri; Salmoniformes; Salmonidae. The record is from the annotation of a GenBank genome assembly.